Molecule: messenger RNA, 1199 nt
Organism: Taeniopygia guttata (zebra finch)
Lineage: Eukaryota; Metazoa; Chordata; Aves; Passeriformes; Estrildidae
Gene: RD3L
Product: RD3 like
Source: RefSeq, a predicted model, not a curated record
GGAAAAAGAAAAAAGAAAAACAAAACCUUGUUUUCUUCCAGCAGUGCUAACAACCUGCAAACGGGAUAUGCUAGAAUAAGACACCUUCAAGCAAACUCACCUGAAACACUGUUCACAGAAAACUGCAAAGCUUAAAAAUGCCACUUUUUGGCUGGAUGAAAUGGUCAAAAACUGAUUCCUACAAAUCCACAAGAUGUCCUGGAUCAGAAGUAGUUACAAAAACCCUGCUGAGGGAGUUGAAAUGGCACCUGAAAGAGCGUGAAAGAUUAGUGCAAGAGAUUGAAAAUGAACAAAAAGUCCAAAAAACUGGCAUGGAUUACAACUGGCUCAAGAACUACCAAAAUCCUCAAGCAACAAUUCCAGCUACUGAGCAACGACAGCUUGAAGUUCUCUGCUCUCAAAUCCAGCCUUGCCAAACAGGAACUGUUCUCAGCAGAUUUCGGGAAGUUUUGGCAGAAAAUGAUGUUUUACCGUGGGAAAUAGUCUACAUAUUCAAGCAAGUUUUAAAAGAUUUUCUUACCACCAUUGAGAGAGAAAACCAAGCAGAGCAGCUGGUAGAUGCAUGGAAUACAAAUUGCCCUGAACAUUUUAGUCCGCGUGGUGACAGCUCCAACAAGUCGGACAAAGAUGAAAUCCCCACGGUUUCAAGUUAUGUCGACAAAAAUACACAAAGCAUGUUUCCCACCUUCUCUCACAGAAUCUGGAAUCUACCCUAUUACUACCCAUCAAGUUAAGUUGGUUUUGUGUUACUUUCAAAAAUUUAUGUAGCCAUCCAUAUUCCUUUCUUGUAACUGCAGUCCAGACUCACAGGAGUAGAAAUGUGACAUGCUCCCCUUUUUAUUCCAAAUUUAGAAAUUAAAAUCCUUUGUAAUAGCUAGUAUGCAGUAACUUAGGUAUCAAUUGACCUUUUAUCUUUAUAGUUUCUUAGAGCUGUUGUGUUAGAAGCCACCUUUUCAUCAAAAAUGUAGAUGUUUCCGAAAAAAAAACUCAGAGGCAGUUUAAUUUUCAGCCAUACAGAGCUAGAAGUAUUUAAACAACAACAAAAAAAGAUUGCUUGUAUAUUUUGAAACAGCAUCAAUCCAGAGAGUGUUAGACAAAAAGUUCUGUUUGACACAUAGCUUUUAGACUCUAUAGGAACUUUAUGCUGUGUAAAAGAAAUGGUUUAAUAUAACAUCAGUUAAAUAAACUGGUAAAUACUU